Mesoplodon densirostris (Blainville's beaked whale) is the source of this 784-nucleotide messenger RNA. RefSeq names its product transmembrane protein 25-like. Gene Ontology annotation, biological process: negative regulation of excitatory postsynaptic potential. NCBI's taxonomy places the organism in Eukaryota, Metazoa, Chordata, Mammalia, Artiodactyla, Ziphiidae. Bases 1 to 771 code for a protein of 256 amino acids. The transcript has 3 exons. The record is from RefSeq and is a predicted model, not a curated record.
AUGCAAAAGCGGCUGCAGGGCGACGUGAAGGCCACCGGGCCUCGUGCAGUCCCUGCCCACCAUGCAUCUGAUCCUCCGACCACACUGGACGACCACUGCUUCCUUGAAUCUGCCUCCUCUUACCUCCUGGCCUUGCGUGUGCCUGUUCGUCCCGUGGAGCCAGCGCUCAGUUCUGUGCCUGCAAGGUAUACAGUUAAGCUGGAGAUUGCCCAGGUUGGGGCCAAGUACCAGGAAGCUCAAGGUCCAGGCCUCCUGGUUGUCCUUUUUGCCCUGGUGCGUGCAAACCCGCCUGCCAACGUGACCUGGAUCGACCAGGAUGGGCCGGUGACUGUCAGCGCCUCUGACUUCCUGGUGCUGGAUGCCCGGAACUACCCCUGGCUCACCAAACACACCGUGCAGCUCCGCUGCCUGCCACACAACCUCUCUGUGGUGGCCACCAACGACGUGGGGGUCACCAGCACCUCGCUUCCGGCCGCAGGCGCCUCCCGGCGCCCAUCCCUGAUCCCUAGUGACUCCAACAACCUGAAAUUCAACAAUGUGCGCCUGCGGCGGGAGAACACGUCCCUCCCGUCCCACCUACAGCUCAAUGACCUCACUCCAGACUCCAGAGGGAAACCAGCGGACCAGCAGGUGGCUCAGGACAACAGCCAGACAGAGCUUCUGGAUCCGGAGCCCAGCGGCCUCCUCACCAGCCGAGGUUUCAUCCGUCUCCCAGUGCUGGGCUACAUUUAUCGGGUGUCCAGUGUGAGCAGUGAUGAGAUCUGGCUCUGAGCUGAGGCUAAGA